Penicillium angulare is the source of this 1734-nucleotide messenger RNA. Its product is annotated as CRAL-TRIO domain-containing protein. The transcript has 4 exons. The record is from RefSeq and is a predicted model, not a curated record. NCBI's taxonomy places the organism in Eukaryota, Fungi, Ascomycota, Eurotiomycetes, Eurotiales, Aspergillaceae. The coding region runs from base 1 to 1734 and encodes 577 amino acids.
AUGCGAGCCUGUUCAAUUCUCCGCCGUCGCAUUCAUUCCUCGGCCCAAUUCGUACAACGCGCACAGAUCUUCCCCGACGGCCCUCGACUCCGGUCCCAUCCACUCGCGCGACAAUACUCCACCUACCCACGCCCGGAACCACCAACAGAAACAUCCUCUUUUUGGAUUACAUUUACCCUACUCGCAGUUGGAGGAGGUGCCUGGAUUCAUCACUGCUUUCAACCCUCCGAUAAACCCUCCGAUCUCCCAUCGAGACCCCGGCUGUCUCCGCAAGGUCAAGACCCUUUUCUCGGUAUAAUUGAUACUCUCCAAACUAUGCCUGGCGAACCAGCCCCAGGGUUCAUUGGGAACAUCACCUCGGAACAAGAGGCGAAGCUGCAAGAACUAUGGAUUUUAACCCUCAAGGUCUUUGGCGUGCCACUCGAUGCUCUAGAAACUAGCUCGGGCGCCACCAGUGAAGCUGCCCCGGCCGGUCCCUCACAGGAUAAAAAGAAGCCUGCUAAGCGUGGAUGGGGACUAUUCGGUCGUAGUACUGAAGAUGAUGACAAUGAUUCGAAGAGUGUCUCAUCGGCCAGUGGUGUCACCACCAGUCUCUCCACCAUCGACAUCGCCGACAGCGAUGACAAAUUCGGCCAAUCGAAGGAAUUCCAACAGGCGCUCGAAAGCAUGAAGCCGGAGGAUAUUCGCACUGCGUUCUGGAAUCUGGUCAAGCAUGAUAACCCCGAUGCGCUGCUGCUGCGGUUCUUGCGCGCGCGUAAGUGGGAUGUCAAGAAGGCUUUGGUCAUGAUGAUCUCUACCAUGCGGUGGCGCUUGCAGGAGAUGCAUGUGGACGACGAUAUCAUGGCCAAUGGUGAGGCGUUGGCUUUGAAGCAGUCUCAGGGCUCGGACCCGAAAGAGAAAAAGAAAGGAGAUGAUUUCUUGUUUCAGAUGCGCAAGGGCAAGAGCUUUCUCCACGGCGUCGACCGAGCUGGUCGACCUAUCUGUGUUGUUCGAGUACGACUUCACCGAGCUAAUGAGCAAGAUGCCGAAGGUUUGGAGCGGUUUACUGUCUAUACCAUUGAAACCGCUCGGUUGCUUUUGGCGCCUCCUGUCGAGACUGCGACCAUUGUUUUUGACAUGACCGAUUUCUCAAUCGCCAACAUGGACUACACACCUGUGAAAUUUAUGAUCAAGUGCUUCGAAGCCAAUUACCCCGAGUCCCUCGGAGCCGUCCUGAUUCACAAGGCCCCUUGGCUCUUCUCCAGCAUCUGGGGCAUUAUCAAGGGCUGGUUGGACCCCGUCGUCGCGGCCAAGAUCCAUUUCACCAAGAACCGUCAUGACCUGGAGAAAUUCAUUGCCCCAGGACAAAUCAUGAAAGAACUGGAAGGCGACGAAGACUUUGAGUAUAAAUACAUCGAGCUCAAAGAGGGAGAAAACGCCAAGAUGGAGGAUACAGAAACCCGCGACCGAUUAAUCGCCGAACGCCAGGAACUCGCUAAGGAGAUCCAAGAUCUGACGGUUGAAUGGCUUCGAGCUAGUAAGAAGAAAGAGUCUGAUGCUUCUUCUGCUGCUAAGGAGAAGCGUAGUGGUUUGAUCGAGAAGCUGCGUAAGCAGUACUGGGAGCUUGACCCGUAUAUUCGAACACGCUCUCUAUAUGAUCGCCUCAACAUUAUCCAGGACCAUGGAAAGAUUCAGUUCUACCCAGAUGCUGAGAAGGGGGAUAACAAGUCAGCAUCGGAGGAGACUGCUGAGUAA